CAUGGCCCGGCGCUACGCACGGCGGAGCCGGUCCGGCCCCGCGGAGCCGCUCCCGGAUGCCCCCGUUCCAGUGGUGCCACGGGUGCUCCUGCAGUCUGGGGCUGAUUUACACCAGUAAACCCUGCACGAUGCCCCCCAUCACAUUCCAGGACCUGCCACUCAACAUCUACAUGAUCAUUUUUGGCACCGGCAUCUUUGUCUUCGUGCUCAGCCUCAUCUUCUGCUGCUACUUCAUCAGCAAACUGCGGCACCAGGCACAGAGUGAGAGAUUUGGGUACAAGGAGGUGGUUUUGAAAGGUGAUGCCCGGAGGCUGAAUGUGCAUGGGCAGACCUGUGCCGUCUGUCUGGAGGACUUCAAGGUGAAGGAGGAGCUGGGGGUGCUGCCGUGCCAGCACGCCUUCCACCGAAAGUGCCUGGUGAAGUGGCUGGAAGUGCGCUGCGUGUGCCCCAUGUGCAACAAACCAAUGGCAGGUCCAGCCCAGCCCCACGCCAGCAUCGGCACUCUGCUGGAUGAAAUGGUGUGAGCGGCCCCGCCGGUUUUCGCAGGAAAAUGAAAGCUUAAUCCUGAAGGAUUUGGGGUUUGUGAGCCGGGGUUUGGCUCACGGUGCGUCGCUUUGUUUCGGGAGGGGGGGGGAGGUAGGAGGUGUUUGUUUGUACCCCAGUGUGCUCUGCAGGGACCGCCUGGGUGGAGCUGAGUUGCUCCGCGCUCAGAGCGUUCUGUACCCCAGCCCUCCGGACUCUCAGCCUCCCCCCCUUUUGGGGGAGAAAUGUACAGGUUUGCGUAAAACAGAUUAAACGGAUGUUUGUCA
Lagopus leucura (white-tailed ptarmigan) is the source of this 809-nucleotide messenger RNA. RefSeq names its product ring finger protein 122 (gene RNF122). NCBI's taxonomy places the organism in Eukaryota, Metazoa, Chordata, Aves, Galliformes, Phasianidae. The record is from RefSeq and is a predicted model, not a curated record. The transcript is spliced from 6 exons. Bases 57 to 524 code for a protein of 155 amino acids.